CCUCCCCCCUCCGCCAUUUUCGCAUAGUGAGAGGCGCACAGUGGAAACUUAUUCUUUGUUUUCGCAAAGCAAUGGUGUGGAUUCCUCCUCUGUGGCCCGAGUGUAAAAGGACGGAAUCAAGGAUGACACCGAUAUCAAUUUUAUCCAUGACCUGGAAGUUUUAACUGUUAAAAUCUGCCUGAAAAGGUCAACUGUCCGGGAAUACCGUGAUGCAGUGAGUCACAUUAGCCAGCUAACAUGUCCAAUAACUAACAACAUAAGGUAUUUUAGGUGUGAGAAGAGUCAUCUGUGUUAGCCCAGUAUGGACAGCUUCUUCAAGGCAGCUGUGUGUGAUCUGGACAAGCUGCUUGAUGACUUUGAGCUCAAUACAGAUGAACUUGACUGUAAAUCAGUCCUCUUAAUGCCCUCUGCAUGCCCUUUUUCCUCACUGGGCUCCCAACGUUUAUCCUCAGAAGCUUCCACAGUUUCGCAAAACCUCCCUGACCUUAAUUCUCUUCAUUAUGGCUCUGCCCCAAGCUGUCCUGACCGCCCCGCCAGCCAUAACCACAGUCCCAGUGACAGUGAAGUUAAAGGCGAACCUCUCAUUGCAGUAGAUCUUCUCUCCUCUGUGGAUCACAGGCCAGCAAAAAGCUCUGCGCCCCCCUGCCCAGAUCGAGCUCUGAAGCCCGUGUGUGACCUUGUCAAUGACACAAGCUCUGCCAUCCUGGCUAGGGCCAACAGCCAUGAUGCUUUCAGUGAGCUGGACAUGGUCGAAAAGCAAAUGGAGGCAGAGGGGGCUCUGCUUGUGGACUUCAAUAGCCCGGCUGUAAGUGGACUUUCAGAGGAAGUAGGAGGACUAAGCCUGGGCGCUGAUACUGACACAGAGGUUCAACAGGCCUCUGGAGUGGAUUCUCACGAGCUGGUUGGUAGAUAUUCUGCCUCGCUCAGUCUGUUGGAUGUUAUUCUUCCUGCAGCAGUGGAGAGGGGCAAUGAGUCUGCAGAUGAUUCACUGUCACCAGGGACCGUUGAGUCUGCUGACAAAGAGGAGGAAGAGGAUGAGGAGGUGGCCAGCAUGAAACAGCAAGUGGAUGUCUCCUCCAACUACUGUGAGCAAGAAGCCAUUCUUUCCAGUGAUAUUGUAAAAGGCAACGCAAUAACAGAGGACAAUAAAGAGGAGUCACAAGGAUCCUUGGACGCUGGUGAGGCAGAGUCUCCUGCAAGUCUUAGCACCUCUGACAGUGAACCAGUGGGUUUGUCCUGCCUGCCCCUUGCUGUAUCUAUGUGUGGAGCACUGGUGAAUCCAAAAAAAACAGAUGAACAGUCUGGGCAAGCUGCUGGGCAGAGUAAUGAUGCAGAAAUAUCUAAGAGCACAGAGGAGGAAUCAGCCUUGGAGGACAGAGAGGAUAGCUCCCAUUCAGAGGAGCCUGUUAACUCUGCAGUCUCCUUGUCUGAGCAGACUGCAGAGGGCAGGGUAUCGCCGGAGGAGCAGCAUCUCUCUGUUGGAUCACCCGGUGCUCCUUCUGUGGACAUUUCCUCCUCCCAUCCCCCAGAACCCAGCUCAGUAGAUUUUCUUGAGCUUGGCCUCGACUAUCUGUCUGAGAGUGACCGGGCUGAGCUGCUGGUCACAGAUGAGGAAUUGGAUGCAUUCUUGCAGGCCCAUGCAGAUGCACAACAGGUGGAAGGUGUCUCUUAUUGCAGCAGGUCUGAGGGUAUCUCUGAAGUGAACGGGGAUCUGGAGGACAGGCUGGUGGAAGAGGAGCUGAGGAGCUGUGGCCGGGUCAGACAGGAGGAACUAGAGGGCCUGGCUUCUCCAGAAAGUGACCGAACAAUAUGCAUGUCUGUAGAGGGCAGUUUUAACCCUGCACUUCCUUCACUGUCACAGGACUCCUGCCAACUAGAUACAGAACUGCCCUCCAGUGUGAGCCACACUUUGACCAACAACACUUAUCAGUCCCAGCACAGUGGUAGCCCUGAUCCACAGCCCCCCUAUGGAGGUGCAAGACCUAAACAGCUACACUGCCAAGCCGCAAGAUCUCCCCCAGCAGGAGGAGACGUAGAGGAGGAAAAGACUCAGCCUCCCAGUGAUACUUCAGAAGGGCCAAGCGCAAUAGAGGAUGAAGGGAAUUCACCCACAUCCCCACCAAGCCCCAAUCCUACAGAGGAUCCUUCCAACAGCAGUGAGCCUAGCCCUGUGUAUGCUCCUCAGGAGCUUCAGGGCAUUGUGGGGUAUGACGAACUCUCAGAGCCCCCACCUUACCCUGGGGAGCCAUCCAGGGAUGGUGCUAGGACUGUGGAUGAGAAGGGAGAGGAUAUGGAGGGGCUGGGAUGCCGGCAGCCUACCUGGGUGCCAGAUGCUGAAGCACCAAACUGUAUGAAAUGCUUGCAGAGGUUCACCUUUACCAAGAGGCGGCAUCACUGUAGAGCCUGUGGGAAGGUUUACUGUGCUGGUUGCUGCAACAGAAAAUGUAAGCUGAAGUAUCUGGAGAAAGAGGCCCGUGUGUGUAUCAUCUGCUUUGAAACCAUACACAGAGCCCAGGCCCUAGAGCGGAUGAUGAGUCCUACGGGUCCCAGCCCAAAUCCCAACGUCCCGUCUGAGUACUGCAGCACCAUCCCCCCUUUGCAGCAGGCCCGUGCUGCAGGCACUCUGAACUCUCCUCCACCUACCGUCAUGGUGCCUGUGUCUGUUCUCAAACACCCAAGCAAUGACAGUUGUCCUCGUGAACAGAAACGCGUGUGGUUUGCUGAUGGCAUCUUGCCCAACGGAGAGGUGGCAGAUACAACUAAGCUUUCAGUGACGAGCCGCAGGAGCCCACAGGAGUCCAGUGGUACCAGUCCAGACCCAAUGACGUCUAGCCCAGCAGGCUCAGAAGGUGGGGUGGCAGGCUCAGUGGCCCCUGAGGCCUCUGGGACUGUCGAGGCGGUUCGACCCCUGGUGUCUGGACCCUGGGACUAUGCCUUGUUGUGUGCUAUCAGCUCUUCAGUGGAGAGGAUGCCCACUCUGCUGCCGGAGAAUGAGGAAGAACUCCCCCCGCUGCUCAUCAUCACUGGAGAGGACGAAGCAGGAGAUGUAUUAGUUGAGGAAAGGCCUGCUCCCUGCCAGAUUCUCCUUCUGUUAGAGGAGGGAGGGCCCCGGCCUUUGACCUUCGUUCUGAAUGCCAACUUGCUAGUCAACGUGAAGCUGGUUACAUACUGCGGUCGACGGUGCUGGUUUUUUGGCUCCAAUGGACUGCAGGCUUUGGGCCAGAAGGAGCUGGUGUUUUUGUUGGAAUGUCUGCCAGAGGAGAAAACUCUGCCAAAAGACUUGUUCACACUUUAUCUCAACAUUUACCAAGAUGCCCAAAAAGGGAAGGGAUUUGUAGAGGACUUGGGUAACGUGACACUGACAAGCAGCUUCCUGGGUAGUAAGGAGCAUGGCGGAAUGCUCUUCUUCUCUCCCACCUGUCAGCCUCUGGACGGCCUGACUCUUCCUCCCCAGCCUUUUCUCUUCGGCCUGCUCAUUCAUAGAUUGGAAGUGCCCUGGGCUAAAGUCUUCCCCCUCAGGCUGCUGCUAAGACUGGGAGCUGAACACAGUGCAUACCCCACUACACUGAUUAGCGUUCGCUUCAGGGACUCUGUGUAUCGGGAGACGGGACACACCAUUAUGAAUUUACUGGCUGACCUGAGGAACUACCAGUACAGUUUACCCGUUGUGGAGGGGCUGAGGAUCCACAUGGAGAUGGGCCACAGCUAUGUUGACAUCCCCAAGAGUCGGUUCAAUGAGAUGAUGAAGGUGGUGAACGCAUCUAAUGAGCAUGUCAUCAGUAUUGGAGCCAGUUUCAGCUCUGAGGCCGACUCUCACCUAGUGUGUUUCCAGAACGAGGAGGGAAACUAUCAGACCCAAGCCAACAGCAUGCCUGGCAAAACCCGCACAGUUACUGGGGCCAGUUUUGUGGUGUUCAAUGGAGCGCUUAAAGCCUCUUCAGGGUUUAUCGCCAAAUCCAGCAUUGUUGAGGAUGGGUUGAUGGUGCAAAUUCCUCCAGAGACCAUGGAGUCUCUGCGGACUGCUCUGCGGGAGCAGACAGACUUCCAGAUACCCUGUGGCAAGAAUGACGGAGGGGAACUCAGAGAAAAUGUCACUGUUCGCUGGGUCAACUGGAGUGCACCUGUCAACAUGGGUGUAACUAGUGGAGUUGAUGGACGACCCCUCGAUGGAGUGCACAGUGUGCGAAUGCAGCAGGACACAGAGUUCGAGUCAGACGGACGCUCCAUCAGAUGCACCGAGGUAUUCUACCAGUUGAAGAAUCCCGACUCUUGCCUUGCGACAGUGCUGCCGUCCUGCAGUGUGUUUCAGAAGGAAAUGGCUUUGGCGACGUGUAGCGCUCUGACUCCUCACCUUGCCGUGCUCACCGCCAGUGGCAUAAACUCACUUUCUCUUCGAGUCUCCACACAGGCUGACAUGGUGGAGUACCAGGCUGGUUCAGGGAGCAAGCUCCUCCCGCAGCGCUACAUGAAUGAGCUGGACAGCGCUCUGAUCCCUGUCAUCCAUGGAGGUAGUGCAAGUGUACCACAGACUGCCAUGGACAUGGAGUUCAUCUUCUACAUCACACAUACCAUAUAGUGCACAUGUUCACUCUCACUUUUUGUGAACUCACAAAAAAAGUAAGUCAGAAGAAGUAAACUUAAUAGCAGGAUCGCUGAGUGCUGAGAGAAGCUAUUGAUUGUGGCAGGACAUCCGAAUGCACCAGAUAAAUGAUGCACAGUCGGACAUGCAGCCAGUCAUCCAGCCAGCGGCAGGACAUUCCCCCGACUGGACAUGUCCUCUGUGGAUUUGGGAGGGAUUCAAACUAAGAUGUGACAUCAGUUUUCUAUCAAGGAAACGUCCUAUGUUUGUCUGUUUUGUGGUCACCAAAGCUGCUUUAAUCCAAGAGGCCAAACACUAAAACGUGGGACAACCUGACCAAAUACAACCAGACCGUUCUGACCAUUUCCUUCUGCUCUGCCUUCCAGGCUUCAGGCUGGCCUCUGUCAGCCAGAAGCAUCUCAAUGAAUGUCCCCCACAGACUGUCCAUUUAAAUGUCCAUUUGAUUUGGAUGUAUUUAUUAUUAUUAUUAUUAGAAGGGUGAUUGAAUGAAAUGAUGGACAACAUUGAAGCAAGUAAUGUUCUUGACAGCUGUAUUCAAAACCUGAGAAGAGAUACAUGUAAUCAGGUGCUACUGUAAAGCCACUUUACACAGCAGGCUGUUUUAAAAAUAUAAAGAGUGGGGAUGAAAAGAAAUUAGAUUCAUCUCAUCUGAGGUAGUGUCCUCUCCUUUUCUCCACAUGGUAUUUUGUCUUGAUACUGCACCGGAAAAACAAUGCACAUAGGGAUUUGUAUAUCCAUGUUUAGGAUAUUUUAACACCAGCUACUUGCUAAAUAAUACUUUUUUGGCUGUGGCUGGUAAGUUAGUCUGCCUGCCACUUAAGGUUCACCAGCCUUAGUCUAGAGUUUCUCUUACAUUCACAGAUUAUUUUUGGCUGGUGAAAUAAUGAAUGUUGCCUGUGUAUUUUGGAAUCCAUUGACCACUACAAGUAGUGGAUCAAAAAGUUUGCUUCCUGUCCUGGAUGUAACCUCAAAUCAUUUAAAGUAAGGGCAACUUGUUGCCAUUAUUUUGUCACUUUAGUUACUUCUGCGGUCUGCCACAAUACUUCCUUAUAUAUAUAAAUUUUUUUGGUUGCUCUGCUUUUUAAGAUCUUUAGACAAGUAGCAGAAUCUCCUUUCACUGGUGACCAGUAUUUGCCAGCUACUGUUCAAAUACCAAUGAUUUCUUCCAUCAAAGGUUUUAAUAUGUCUGCUUCAUCAUCUCAGUCUGUCAGUUUAAUAACCACAUCAUGCACAGCCGAUGGAAUAUUUAGAUUGUGCUUUGUGGUUACUCUGGCAUGUGCACUGGUAAUUGUUCAGCUUUAUUUCUCUUCGAAGAUUCAAAACAGUAUUCCCUAUUCCCCCCACCAGUACAUGUGGGUGCCCUGUGCACAGCUGUAGUCUUCUCAGGUGCUGGUCAGAGUGGGAACAGCCAUCUGCGCACAGAUGACAGCAUGUUAUGGCACACUGAAAAUCUUCAGGCAUGUUUCAAGAUUAAACUGUAUUCUGUGUAUCUCUACAGCAGCAGAACAACACAAUGAAGGACUUCAGAACCAUUAAACAGGUCUGAGGCUUUUUAGUGUGUGUUUUUUUUUAAUCCGUGAGUAUUUUAUUUCUACCUGAUCAAAAGGUGGGUUGGAGCAGGAUUUACUGAGACUUCCACUAGCUUGUCAUCUUUAAAAAAGAAAAAAAAAAAAAAAAAAGCCAGAAUAGAACUGCCAUUUCCCUGGCACGAGAGCUCUGUGUGACAAUGUCUGAUGAAGGUGUCAUUGUUUUAAUUUAUGUAAACCUUUUACAAGUAGAAAAAAAAAAGCUUGUGUCCAGACAGGUCUCCACCCUGUGAAGGCAUCCACAGGUCUGCCACCCAGGCUGUCGUGUAAUGUUUGAAGUAGCUUCCUGCACUCCCCAUGAGUCAACACCAGGUAGCGCUGUUCUCUCCAAGGGCAAAGUGCAGUGUCUCAUAUUUUGUCACAGUGUCUCAAUUUUCUUGUCAGGAAUUUUUUCCAGUCUGCUUUGUCCAAAUGUAUAAAAGAUAUAUGCAUAGAGAUUUAUCUUUUUUUGUAUAUUAAAGAGUUAUUUUUGGAGUCAUUGGUAUAAAGGAUUUAACACAUGGAUUAAGAGUUGAUAUUUUUGAUAGGAAGCAUGCUACAUCAGUUUUGCAGUUUGUGUAGCAAGUUCCUUGAGCACAGAAAGAAAAAAAAAACACUAGCUUAUCUCAGAAAUUGAAGUUCUUUUUCUUUUCUUUUUUUUUUCCCAAAGUCAUAACAAUAACUAAUCCCAGAAUCUACCACAUAAAUAACUUAAGUUUGGGAUUGAAUGUGCCGGCAAAGAUAGGAAAAAUCUUAAGAAUAAAUAUAAGCAGCUUUACACUAGCCCGUCAGCCAUGACCUGUCCCACAGUGGUUGAUGUUAUUUCCACUAACAUUGUAUGAGUAAUAAAGUAACAUGUCAGAUUAA
Molecule: messenger RNA, 7032 nt
Organism: Myripristis murdjan (pinecone soldierfish)
Lineage: Eukaryota; Metazoa; Chordata; Actinopteri; Holocentriformes; Holocentridae
Gene: zfyve16
Product: zinc finger, FYVE domain containing 16
Exons: 18
Coding region: 302-4576 (1424 amino acids)
Biological process (GO): endosomal transport
Cellular component (GO): early endosome membrane
Molecular function (GO): metal ion binding
Source: RefSeq, a predicted model, not a curated record